UGUCAGCAUGCCCCUCUGGCCAAGUGGCUCAGGUCUGACCCAGGAGAAGUGGCCGAACCAGCCCCAGCAGGUUUGCCAGGGCAGGGUGGGGACCGGGGGGGUAUUUCCAGGGGCAGAGCUCGGGGUGCUCAUUUCCACCGAGGAGCCCACCGGAGCCAUGGCGGAGGAGCAGCGGGACCUCAUCUCUGACCGCGGCAGCGCCGUGCUCGGCGUUGGGAACACCCAGAGGUCGGUGCUGGGGCGCAGAGCCGCCCUCUCCACGCUCUCCAUCCUGGUGGCCCUGCUGAUCGCUGGCCAGGCCGUCACCAUCUACUUCGUGUACCAGCAGAGCGGGCAGAUCAGCAAGCUGACCAAGACCUCCCAGACCCUGCAGCUGGAGGCUCUGCAGAGGAAGCUGCCUGGCAGUGCCAAGCCAGUGAACAAGAUGAAGAUGGCCAUAGCGAACACCCCCCUGGUCAUGAGGGUCCUGCCUGAUGCCCCCUUUGCAGACCUUCCAGCUGCAGCCCCUGCUAGCAACAAAACCGAGGACCAAGUGAAGCACCUGCUGCUGCAAGCAGACCCCGGGAAGAUGUUCCCUGAGCUGAAGGACAACCUUCUGGACAACCUGAAGAGCCUGAGAAAAACCAUGACUCACACAGACUGGAAGUCCUUUGAGUCCUGGAUGCACAAGUGGCUGCUGUUUGAGAUGGCCAAGAACCCCAAGUCGGAGGAGGACAAGGCAAUCCCAGCAACUAAAGUGCAAACUAAGUGCCAGGCCGAGGCCAAUUUUGGGGGUGUCCAGCCAGGCCGGUUCCGCCCCCAGUGCGAUGAGAACGGUGACUACCUGCCCAAGCAGUGCCAUGUCUCCACCGGCUUCUGCUGGUGCUCCUACAAAAACGGCACCAAGAUUGAGGGCACUGCUACUCGGGGAAAGCUGGACUGCUCUGGGGCUGCUGCUCCCACCAGUGCCGCUGCCACCCCGGAUCCAGAGGAGAUGAUCUUCUCCGGGGUGGACGUGCUCAAGCUGAAUGCGGAAAAACCAGAGAUCUAGAAGAUGCCAGCAAUUGCCUCCAGCAUCCCAGCUCCUGUCUGAUUUUUUUUCCCUGUUUCUUUUCUGCUCUUACACUGCUGACCUUUCCCCUGCUGCAGAGCACCAGCCGGGGCUGAGCUGCCACGACUAUCAGUGCUAGAGAUGAAGUGUCUCCUCAGAGAGUGGGUAAAGCAGGCUGGAAAAUGAUUUCAACCAUAUCAGGUCCAUAAAUCCUGUUCCCUUUGGCUCAUCGACAUCCCACAGCACCCAGGCAGUGGCAGAGCUCGCUCCUGCUGAAGAAUUAAUGCUUCCUUACACUAAAUGAACAUUAAAAGCAGCAAAACAAUACCCACCAGCUUCUUAACUGAUCCCUGUAGGCUGGAACCCUGUUAGAUUAGUGGAGUAGAGGGUUUUUAUUGUGGAGUGCUCAGAUUUGUAGACAGAGAUUCGCCUACAGCCGCAGCAGUGGGUAUCCAUGGGCAGAGGGGCUUCUAAUCUUCCUGAAUAUAUCUGAUUGUUCCUUUAUAAAUGAGCUCAAAAGCUAAUUAUUUCAAAUAAACUUUUGAAUAAGAAAGCCUUGUAAGCAACUCUAGCAGGGCUGUGCUUGCA
This is a messenger RNA of Empidonax traillii (willow flycatcher), 1618 nucleotides long. RefSeq names its product CD74 molecule (gene CD74). Gene Ontology annotation, molecular function: cytokine receptor activity; MHC class II protein binding; macrophage migration inhibitory factor binding. Bases 8 to 1030 code for a protein of 340 amino acids. Gene Ontology annotation, cellular component: membrane; cell surface; cytoplasm. The record is from RefSeq and is a predicted model, not a curated record. Gene Ontology annotation, biological process: positive regulation of ERK1 and ERK2 cascade; positive regulation of macrophage cytokine production; positive regulation of peptidyl-tyrosine phosphorylation. Lineage: Eukaryota; Metazoa; Chordata; Aves; Passeriformes; Tyrannidae. The transcript has 10 exons.